CUUUGCCUUCUGCUCACCAAUCUGGCCUCUUUGCCUUCUGCUCACCAAUCUGGCCUCUUUGCCUUUUGCUCAGCAAUCUGGCCUCUUUGCCUUUUGCUCACCAAUCUGGCCUCUUUGCCUUUUGCUCACCAAUCUGGCCUCUUUGCCUUUUGCUCACCAAUCUGGCCUCUUUGCCUUUUGCUCAGCAAUCUGGCCUCUUUGCCUUCUGCUCACCAAGGAGGAAACCAUUGAGCAGCUCGCCAGCCGAGCGGCACAACAACCUGGAGAGAGAUGCCUAGCGCACACAUCAUUAGUGGAGUGAAGUUGCUUGUUCAAUAAUAAAGCAUAUAUCCCUUGUUAUUAGCUUGUACCUAUAAUUGUUGAUCAGUUAGGUAGCUUGUUAACUAGCAAUACACUGCUUCAAAUUACAAUUGUUCAGAAUGUGUAGGUUUACUAGUUAAAAAGAAAAUAAAUCAAAUGUAAUUGUUCAAUGUGUAAUUGUUUCAUAAUUCAAUGUGUCGUGUUUAAAAAUAUCUGAUCAUAUAAAAUGUGUUGUAUUUAUAUUACUUUUACAACUAAAAAUAUAUGAUAAUAAACAAACAAAUCUAAACUAACAAAUGUCAAAUCAUAUUUUUCGCCGAGAUGGCCAGUCAAUUUGAGAUACAAAAGAGACAGGCUAUUUUUAAUUGUUCACAUUAUUUUCGUAGACGAUGUAUUGAAGUCAAGUGGUUCAACAUUGAAAUGCAGCUUGCUGUACCACACAGGACAGCCAGGAAAAAGCGACGGUCGGUGGAACUCUGGCGCCACCAAGUGGACAAUUGCUUCAGUUCAGUUGUGGCAGCAGCGCUACCGGAUAUAUUUGAUACAAGAUCAAAUGUUAUGUCAAUAUAAUUAUCUCCAAAUUGUUCCCCCCCACCCGUAAUAUAUUAUUAUUCCAAUGUAGCUGUUGAUCUGGUGUUAAUUUAACAAAGCUUCCUCUCAUUUCUGAUUGGAGGGCGAAGACCACGUGGCAUUAGAACCUACAAAUGUGUUACAUUGUAACAGUCGAACGUGGUCAUUCCUGACGUUGAUCAACUCCCAAUCCAUGCCACCUUUUAUUUCAAGCGUUGUCCUUUUCGUGGUAAAAAAAGAAAAGCAUACAGAGCUCAUUUUGGUGUGUCCGCUGUCGAAUUUGACGUGUCGGAGAACGGCCACUUUCUCGCGAAACCAUUGUGGGUAUCGCUUCUCGGCCUUUUGGCUAAGAUCAAGAAAAAGAUCGCGAGAAGUACCCGCGGGAUCCACAAGGAGGUGCGAUGUCGACAUCGGCCACAUCACAGUCAGCAGCCGCUGGACUGAAGAACACGCUGCGUUUUCAAUGGACCGGAAAUGAUAGUUUGAUGGAGAGAUUUCGUUUUGGGAAGGAAGUCCUUUUUGGACCACUACGCCUGACAGCAGACGACGUUCACUGCCUGCAACAGAACACACCGGAGAAGUUUUACGACGUGUCGUUCUACACCAUCACCAGGCUGGAGGAGGUGAGAGGGCUUUUCCGCGCGAACGCGACAGCACCCGCCCUCAGUGCGUUUCAAGUGGAGUCCCUGUGCAGGCACAACAUGAGGGUGCUAACGGUGCACAUGUUCAACCCAUGGGUCACAGAGGAAACAUUAGUGUGCUACCUCAGCCGGUACGUGACCAUCUUGCCAGGAGUGAGAGACAUUAAGGACGCCCUGGGCAUCUGGACAGGGAAGAGGCAGUUUCGUGUGCUGCUAAAGGAGGACGAGAGCGGCCAUGAUGGCUACCGCCAUCCACCCGCUUCUUUUUCCAUCGGAGCAGACAGGGGCUACCUUAUGUAUGCUGGUCAGCCUCGUUUCUGCAGGAAGUGCAGCACCUACGGGCACCUCGCUGAUGCCUGCACCCAGACAAGGUGCAGAAACUGUGGGACUCUGGGCCAUAUAAUGAGGGAUUGCACCGUGCCCAAGCGCUGCAGUCUGUGCAACUCAGAGGACCACCUGUUCCGUCACUGCCCGAAGGCAGCCCCCUCUUACGCCAGAGCGGUGAGCGGGAAAAGAGCGGAGAGCGACAAAAGACCAGAGAGUGGGAAAAGACCAGACGAGGGAGAAGGACUGGAACUACGCGCCAUUGAGGAGGUGGUGGAGGAGCUGGUGAUGGAGAGAGAACUGCGAGGGUCCGAGGAGAGCGGGAGUGAGACGCCAUCAUCAUCCCACGAGGAGAGCGGAGAGACCAACGGGAGUUGGAACAAGCAAGUGGAGGGGGAGAAGGGAGAGCCCACCGCGCCCUCGGCUCAGGAGAGCUGGACAACGGUGAGAGAGAGGAGGAAGUGCUCGGUGAAGAGGAAGCAGAUGAGCCCUGUUUCCCCACUCAUCAGCAUGGAGGCGACGGAGAAGUCUGCUCUGGGGGGAAACCGUUUCAGUGUUUUGGAAAGCGGGAGGUCUGAGGAGAAAGGCGAGGGAAACCCGGGCAGCGCAGAGGAGACUCUGCUUUCCCCGUCAGGCAGCUCCAUCGACAGCAGCGGUCUGGCACCCAGCGGUGUUCCAGCGCCCACACAGAUGGAGGAGGAAAGGGUUUUCCCAACCAAGAUCCUUGUGGACAGUCCUCCCGCUGGAGACCACCGUUUCCCGGAUAGGCCUCCUAACGAGGAGAUGUAUUUAAAAUUUAUCAUCUGAUGACUUGGACAGCUUGGACUUUCUAGUCUUCCCAUUCCUUCACCGACUCAAUCACCUCCACGUUCCUCACUGAUUGGUCAGGAGCCAUGGCAGGCCAAUCAGAGAGCUCCAGGUUGCCGCUGGCCCCUAACCCUAACACCCCCUUCCC
Salvelinus fontinalis (brook trout) is the source of this 2790-nucleotide messenger RNA. RefSeq lists its product as uncharacterized. Bases 1272 to 2642 code for a protein of 456 amino acids. The transcript has 2 exons. NCBI's taxonomy places the organism in Eukaryota, Metazoa, Chordata, Actinopteri, Salmoniformes, Salmonidae. Gene Ontology annotation, molecular function: zinc ion binding; nucleic acid binding. The record is from RefSeq and is a predicted model, not a curated record.